ACUCAAGAAAAUAAUGACGCGCGUCUGAAUCUAGUUGAUGAUCCCAGGUGUAGAUCGUGCAAGUCGACUACUGCAGAAGUCACAGCGUAAAUCGGGAAGGAGUGGACGUGCCUCUCUUCAGUUCGUGCACGACUCUUGCCUCCGCAGUACACUGCUGGAUAGCGCUCAGUACAGUCAGUCUGCGCCGGGACGCUUCACGCACGCACCAGUGACCUGCCAAUGCGACGCAUCUUACUCUCAAAAGGUCUCGAACGCUACACCGCAGCGAAGAGCAUGGGGAAUUCACUGCGGACUCAUUGAUAAAGAAUUGCCACUGGAAUUAAAAUGAACAAUUCGUCCUGUAUGUUCCUUUGCAGUAUCCAUUUAGUAUAGUCUAUUUGUUUAUGACACUGUAGGAAACCGAAGCAUGGCGGGUACCUUAUCUUUGGUGAUGUUGUUUGGAGUGGUUGGGGUGUUGGUGGCUUCUAAGACGGAGCGGGCGGUGCAGGUGCCCUGUGACUCAGGCCAGUACACCAAGGGUGGAGAGUGCUGCGAGGUGUGCCCACCUGGAGAAGGGGUGGUGAGGAGGUGUGGUGCCAACCAGACCGUCUGCGCCCAGUGCCUAGACAGUGAGACCUACUCAGAGACCUACAGCCACACAGACACCUGUAUCCCCUGCACCAUGUGUACAGGUCUGAUGCGCAUGCAGACGCCCUGCACUGACUCCAACAAUGCCAUCUGCGUGUGUGACUACAACUACUACCUGAAUGAGGUGUCUGGGCGCUGCGAGCCCUGCACGGUGUGCCCGGCGGGCCAGGGCGUGUUGGCACACUGCGAGCACAACCACGACACGGUGUGUGAGGAGUGUAUAGACGACACCUACUCUGACCGGGACAGCUCCCUGGACCCCUGCCUGCCCUGCACCAUAUGUGAUGAGGGCAUCGAGGUGGAGCUGAGCGCCUGCACCCCCGUCAGCGACUCCUUCUGCCAUAAUCCUCUCCUCCCGUCCUACACUUCUCCCACCUUUCCUCUGGACCUGUCUUCCCCCUCUUUCACAGACAUCUUCCCACCAGACAGCUCCAGCAGCCCCUCCCCGGGGGGAGAGAGCACCACGGCCCAGCCCAGCCCUCACUUCAUCAGACCGGGCUUCAACGAGAACCUCAUCCCCAUCUACUGCUCCAUCCUGGCUGCUGUGGUGGUGGGGCUGGUGGCCUACAUCGUCUUCAAAAGGUGGAACAGCUGCAAGCAGAACAAACAGCCGGCUAACAACCACCAAGCCACAGCAGCCAAUCAAACGGUGACGCCGGAGGGGGAGAAGCUGCACAGCGACAGCGGCAUCUCAGUGGACAGCCAGAGUCUGCAGGAGCAGCAGCAUGCAGCCCAGGUCCAGACACAGACACACAGACAGGAACAGAUAGUGGUGAGGGUGGAUGGGGGACCUGACUCACCUCCCCCCCAGGUCUGAGGAAGAGGAGAAGCCGCUGACAGGAAGGAGGAAAAGGAGGAGAGGGGGAAGUGGGGUUGCCAUGGAAACCUUGAUGUGGGAACGGACAUAAAGUAUAAGAGUAUAAGAGUACAGACUGAGUGGGCUUCUUGGAUACAACAAGGAAGUUGACGACAUUAUCGCCCCUUUUCACCAAGGGUGGCCACUGGUUUCUGACUGGACUCUUGUCCCAGUAUGGACCCUUAUUGGACAGACUGGAGCACCAGAGGCUAUCUGAUGCUAUCCCAGUAUCUCUACACAGAACCCAACUCUGCCAGUGUGUCUUUGAACACUAAACCUCUCCGCCAGUACCAACCCUAACACCAACCCUAACACCAACGCCAAACACCAACCCAAAACCAAACCCUAACACCAACCCUAAUACCAACUCUAACACCAACUGUCUGCCUCAAGUCACUAAAGUUACAAUAUCACUACCACCCAUAAUCCAAGAAGCAUCACUGUGUUAGAUAUCCUGGUCUCCGUCUUUUCUGUCAGCUGGUGAGGACCAAUCAUUAUGAAAAGUGUGUUAGUAUGUUAUCCCAUGAAGGAGUUUCAUCCUGUGUCCCCAUAAGUUCACUGCCAACUUCCUUUGACCAUUUGCUAAAAUUAUUAUUCAUCCACCCCCUGGUUCCCCCCUACUCACUCAAAUUAUCAAAUGUUUGUGCCUCAGAGGUAGAUAAACUCUCUGUCCCCUCUCUCCCCUUGUCUGUACUCUCUCUCUCUCUCUCUCAGCGUGUAACUAUCUGUCCCUCUUUCCAUCCCUCCAUCUGUACUUAUCCUAUCCUAGUGUGUUCUCAGGGCAAGUCCUGCAGUAGUCUCUCAGUGACUCCGUCACACCUCCAGACUGUCUUCUCAGACCUCAGCAGUAGCAGCUUGUUGUAAUCCUCCAUGUGAACCUGUCUGAUAGUAUCCCACUGUUAUCUAUUCAACACAACUCAGUGGGGGAACGGUUAUGCUGCGUUUAGAUGGUACGAGGUAGACGGCGUCCGGAUGUCAUUGUUUUCAAUGAGAGCACGACGGUAAAUGCCGUUGAGGUCACGGUAGACGGGACAUGCCACCAGAGUGAAAAUAUUUAAACUUUUGUUGUCUGUCGUAGCGUUGUUUUCUACCAGAUGUUGAUUUGCACUGUUUGUUUACCAAAAUCACCAUAGCAACACAUACCGUCGUGCUGGCUUGCUUUCUUCUUGUAUGAUGGUUUCUGCGUCCCUCGUCUAAAUGCAGCAUUAGUCGCCCAUUCCAAAAUCUCCUAUCCUUUUUCUUUACCACAGACACAGACAUUCCUAAGGUGUACAGGGACGGACACAUUUGUGUUGUUGUUAUACUGUUGCCUCUGAUUACUGCUCUCCUAUUCUCAUUGGCUGUGGAUCAUUCCAUCAUUCUGUCACCGCAACAUGAUACACCAUCCCUCCUCUGUUUUCUGACACACUUGACUCCUUUUCUCCAUCCAACAUGGACUCCAGGAUUCUGUUGGAAUGAUUCAUGCUUUGAAUGUAACAGAUUCUAGAUGUUUCUCUCAUGUCUGUUUGUGGCACAUCUGCCUCUCUUAGUGGUUUGAGUUACAAGGCCUCCUCAGCAGUGCAGCUCCAUUACCCCAGGAGCUGUGAUAUGCAAUGUGAGGAGCAUUUUUGGACUAUUUAACAUUCCUGACUCAUUGACCUGACGCAUAAUGUGAUGUCCAACUGCCAAAAAUGGAACUGUGACAUCAUCAGAAAGAGGCUCUGCAGUAUCAGUAUUCGAGGCUGUUCCAUGGUAGCCUGACGAGAGUUGUCUAGAAAUAGUAUACAGAGUUUAUAUACAAACACUGUAUAGUAGGCUAUACUCAAGACUCCCCUUAAUUAUCCAUUAUAUUGUACUUGCUAAGGAGUGGAGACAUGGGACACUCGUCAGAGACUUCCAUCUCACUGAAAUAAACACAAGCACUUGCACACACACACUCACGUGCAGAUAUGUGUGUGUGCUAAAGAGUGUGCGGUGGCGCUAAUGUGUCUGCUGCGGUAUGGUAUGGUAGGGGUAUGGGUGUAAACACAGGGGCCAUUAGGGAGACAUUCCUGACAAGCAGGUAUAAUUACCUCAGGGUUUCAGGUUCAUUUAGCUUCACUCAGUCAGCUGGCUCUCAUCUGAAUCCCUCUGUUAUGUACUGCACAGAGACAUACAGAACGCUUUUAAAGUGGCAACAAUGUGACAUUACCAUUACUCACCUCUCAUGUGUCUGAAAGAGCAGUGACAUUUUACUGUAUCACAAUAGUGAUCUGAAGCAUACUGAAGCAUACGCAGCAUACUGAACACGCAGUAGGUAUUAGAUGUUAGCAAUGUAGCUACGCUUACUGUAACUGUACUGCUUUGAAGUCCAGGUUUGAUUCCCAGGGACAUGUGAUUACUCAGGGUCCCUUUGGUGUGGUUUGGUGCUUGAAUGUAGAUGUAGGUAGAUAGCAAAGUAGAGAUAUUAGCAGAGAUACUUUUGUGUCUGUGUGAGAGAGAGAGAGAGAGAGAGAGAGAGAGAGAGAGAGAGAGAGAGAGGUAGAGAGAGAGAGAGAGAGAGAGAGAGAGAGAGAGAGAGAGAGAGAUAGAGAUAGAGAGAGAGAGAGAGAGAGAAUCUGGCAUAGCAAAGAUACAGCAGGGAAGACGCUCUCAUAGUAGUGAGUUUUGAGGCUUUUGAAUAGAAAACAGACCAACACAGCCACACUAUAUUCCCCCUGGGGGCCUCUUUCUCCUUGUGACAUAUCCAGUGGCUUCACACACACAGUGUUUCACACAAUAUUAUUGACAGCAGUGUGAUUCAUAUUGCUCCACAAUGGAAGUGCAGUAGGACCCAGUGGACCAACAGAUUGGCAUAAUACCACUGACUAACAGGAGGGAUUGUCAUCAACGACUAGUGAACAACUGAACCUUUCACUGUGGCUGGCGGCCCCACGGGCUCAAUCUAACACUGUGCUGUCUCACAGGUGAAUAGAGGUGUCAAUAUAGAAUCUACAGUAUGACUCAAUCUGUACUGUUCCUCCACAGCAGGGGACACUGGUAGAGUGGAUGAAGAUAAUAUAAGAAUGUAAAGCUGAAUAACGUUACAGACAUAAAUAUGCAAAACAUUCAAUAUUCUUCUAUUGUUUUUGUUAUGAAUAUUAUUCUCUUUUUUGAAAUCAGUAUUUUUUUGUAAACGGUUUCUUGUUUUAGCACUUAUUAGAUGUAAUAGGCACACUCAAAGACUGUGCUAUACAAGUGCCUGUGUACAGAGUCAGGUGUCUUUGAGUUCUGUUCAGAACACUUCUUCUUCUUCUUCUUCUUCCGUUUGUAUUCUGACUUGUUGUAUGAUCUGUGUUUUGUUUCAUCAUUUGAGUGUUAAUGAAGGUUUCAGGAAGUAUAGGCCAUAGGUUAAAACGUACUACUAAUGUUGUUGAAAUCCAUAUAGCAUCAUCUACGUACAUGCCAUCUGCUGUGGUCCUAUUUUACCGACCACAAUAUACUCUACCUACAGUGCAAAAGUGGCAAUAUGUGAUGAGCAUGACCAGUAUGUUUUUACAUGUUCAGUUUGUCCAGAGGUUGUGGACAGACAUGCCAUGUAUGAGGAGGAUUCACUGUGAUUCUCUAUGGUAAUAUCCAAGAUAUAAUAAAUCCCCACAGAAAUUUCAGCCCCCCCC
Oncorhynchus tshawytscha (Chinook salmon) is the source of this 5097-nucleotide messenger RNA. It is a transcript of the gene ngfra, whose product is annotated as nerve growth factor receptor a (TNFR superfamily, member 16). Gene Ontology annotation, biological process: Rho protein signal transduction. The coding region runs from base 407 to 1444 and encodes 345 amino acids. The transcript has 6 exons. Lineage: Eukaryota; Metazoa; Chordata; Actinopteri; Salmoniformes; Salmonidae. Gene Ontology annotation, cellular component: plasma membrane; cell surface. The record is from RefSeq and is a predicted model, not a curated record. Gene Ontology annotation, molecular function: coreceptor activity; nerve growth factor binding; death receptor activity.